UGGGAUUCUUCAUCACUGAUCUUCAUCGCAACAUUGAACAGUUGCACAAAGAACAGUUCGUUAACACAUCUUGGAGUUCUCUUGUGUUUACAGUAUAUCGUGGACAAGGUCUAUCUCACACGGAUUUUGACGAACUGAAAAAUACAAUAGGUGGGUUGAUGUCAUUCAACAAUUUCUUCUCUACCAGCAUAAGCCGUGACGUCUCGUUUUCCUACGCUGAAAGUAGCGCAAACAAUCCCAAGCUAGUAGGAAUUCUCUUCACAAUACGCGUCGAUCCUUCUCAGUCAACAACACCGUUUGUUCGUGUUGGGAAUGACAGUCACUUUUCAGAAGAGACCGAAGUGUUGUUUUCAAUGCACACCGUGUUUCGCAUUCAUGACAUCAAAGUUAUAGGCACUGGUCCACCAAUCUAUGAAGUAAAUAUCACGCUGACUCUUGAUUCUGACGAAGAGUUACGCACAUUGACUGAUCAUAUUCGUCAAGAGAAUCAUGUUGAUGGUAAAGGAUGGACGCGAUUAGGCCAACUGCUGAUUGAAUUGGGUCAACCAGACACGGCUGAGAAGAUUUAUGAUACUUUACUAAACCAAACAUCCGAUGAUAGUGAUGAGGGAGUGAUUUCUCAUCAACUUGGUCGUAUCAGAUAUAAGCAAGGCUUGUUUCAGGAAGCCAUAACAUUAUAUACCAAAUCACUUAUGCUUCUUGAGAAAUCACUUCCUGCAAACCAUCCUACUUUAGCAACAUUAUAUAGUAACGUCGGUUCGGUGUAUGAUAGUAUGGGUGAUUAUUCAAAAUCACUCGAAUACUACGGGAAAGCUCUUUCAAUUGAACAACAAUCACUUCCUGAAAACCAUCCUGAUUUAGCCACAUCGUAUGGAAACAUCGGUUCGGUGUAUUAUAGGAAGGGUGAUUAUCCAAAAUCACUCGAAUACUACGGGAAAGCUCUUUCAAUUCAACAACAAUCACUUCCUGAAAACCAUCCUGAUUUAGCGACAUCCUACAACAACAUCGGUUUGGUGUAUGAUAGUAUGGGUGAUUAUCCAAAAUCACUCGAAUACUACGGGAAAGCUCUUUCAAUUGAACAACAAUCACUCCCUGAAAACCAUCCUGAUUUAGCGACAUCCUACAACAACAUCGGUUUGGUGUAUCAUAGGAAGGGUGAUUAUCCAAAAUCACUCGAAUACUACGGGAAAGCUCUUUCAAUUAGACAACAAUCACUUCCUGAAAACCAUCCUGAUUUAACCACAUCCUACAACAACAUCGGUUCGGUGUAUCAUAGGAACGGUGAUUAUCCAAAGCUCAUUUCUAUUGUGAACGCGCUGUUCAAAUUGGCAAACGUUCAUUAUCAUCAAAUCAUCCACACCUUUUAA
Messenger RNA from Adineta ricciae, 1367 nucleotides. NCBI's taxonomy places the organism in Eukaryota, Metazoa, Rotifera, Eurotatoria, Adinetida, Adinetidae. The record is from the annotation of a GenBank genome assembly.